AUGGCUAACGACGAAUACGAUCGCGAGAUAGCUGACAGUGUUGGUACCUGUAUAGUGGUGCUUAUCGGAGAUUCUGGAGUCGGCAAGUCUAAUCUGCUGAGCCGAUUCACGCGCAAUGAAUUCAACCUCGAUUCCAAGUCCACCAUUGGUGUAGAGUUCGCUACUCGAUCUAUCCAAGUUGACUCAAAAACCAUCAAAUCUCAGAUCUGGGAUACUGCUGGACAGGAACGAUAUCGCGCCAUAACCUCCGCUUACUAUCGUGGCGCUGUUGGCGCUCUUCUCGUUUACGAUGUCAGCAAGCAUCAGACCUACGAGAACGUUACUCGAUGGUUGAAGGAGCUACGGGAUCACGCCGACUCGAACAUUGUCAUCAUGUUGGUCGGAAACAAGAGCGAUCUUAGACAUUUGCGGGCUGUGCCCACUGAGGAGGCCAAGCAAUUUGCGAUUCCUCAGCUAACUUUGAUGGUUUUAGGUGAAAAUAACUUAUCUUUCAUUGAGACUUCUGCCUUGGACGCAAGCAAUGUCGAGCUUGCCUUCCAAAAUAUUCUCACUGAUCUCCUGGCAGAAAUCUUCCGCAUUGUAUCAAGUAAGGCCCUUGAAAGUGGCGAUUCUUCCGCAAACCAGCUCGGCGACCGCAAAGUCGUGGAAAUCACCAAAACCCCAGACUCCGAGAAGAAACAAGGGUGCUGUUGA
Trichophyton benhamiae CBS 112371 is the source of this 693-nucleotide messenger RNA. RefSeq lists its product as uncharacterized. Bases 1 to 693 code for a protein of 230 amino acids. Gene Ontology annotation, biological process: exocytosis. The record is from RefSeq and is a predicted model, not a curated record. Gene Ontology annotation, molecular function: GTPase activity; GTP binding. The transcript is spliced from 4 exons. Lineage: Eukaryota; Fungi; Ascomycota; Eurotiomycetes; Onygenales; Arthrodermataceae. Gene Ontology annotation, cellular component: recycling endosome.